AGAAAUCAAUGGUGCAUUGUGGGAUGCAAAAUGUCUCAAUCGUGUUGUCAGCAGAGUAGCCAGCCAGUUAUCUCUUACAGCCAUACAGUUACAUUGACAAAUAAGUACAAUCGAUAAAGUAUUGCUAAUAAUUGUGUAGAGAAUAUCACUUUGAUAAACAGCAACUUUUUAUUGCAUUCGCCUCUUUUUGUCGAGACAACAGCCACCAUGUCCAGCAAAGUAGACAACGUGAAAAGUGAGUCCAGUAUAAGAAGUUAUGAAAGAAAAAGUACUACUACUGAGUCUGCCACAAGAGGAAAUGACAGAAGAAGUACUGAGUCUGCCACAAGAGGAAAUGACAGAAGAAGUACUGAGUCUGCCACAAGAGGAAAUGACAGAAGAAGUACUGAGUCUGCCACAAGAGGAAAUGACAGAAGUACUGAGUCUGCCACAAGAGGAAAUGACAGAAGAAGUACUGAGUCUGCCACAAGAGGAAAUUACAGAAGUACUGAGUCUGCCACAAGAGGAAAUGACAGAAGAAGUACUGAGUCUGCCACAAGAGGAAAUGACAGAAGAAGUACUGAGUCUGCCACAAGAGGAAAUGACAGAAGAAGUACUGAGUCUGCCACAAGAGGAAAUGACAGAAGAAGUACUGAGUCUGCCACAAGAGGAAAUGACAGAAGAAGUACUGAGUCUGCCACAAGAGGAAAUGACAGAAGUACUGAGUCUGCCACAAGAGGAAAUGACAGAAGAAGUACUGAGUCUGCCACAAGAGGAAAUGACAGAAGAUCUACAAGCACAGGGAAAGAAAAAAGGAAAACGAAACGGAGCCGCAGUAGAUCAUCUUCCUCAUCCAGCUCAUCAUCGUCAUCCUCCUCAUCCUCAUCCCGCUCUUCAUCCCGCAGUAGGAGUAGUUCCAGCAGCAGUGAUUCCCGCAGCAAAUCCAGAAGGAAUUCUAUGAAAAGGAAAAAGGAAAAACAACACAAGAAAGGGAAAAAGGAGAAGAAGCACAAACGAAAGAAGGACAAGAAAAUGACACCAGAGGAGGAAAGCGCUGGACCUGGACCUAUUCAGAUCUCCAAGUAUUUAAAGGAGAGGAGGAGAAAAAGCAAGUACAGCAUAAUCACAGGAAAGAAGAUCAAAAUGAAAUUGAAGAAGUCAAAGAAAGACAAGCUGAGGGACAAGAAUCGCGCCGAACUGCUCGAGUUCCUCAACUCCACGUUGUAAUGCAAAGGCCGUCAUCGUUGGUUAUGUUCCAGAACCUUCCAAUUUUUGUCCAGAAGAGAACUCAGGGAAAGACGACCCUUUUGAUAAAGCUCUGAACUAACAUCCAUUUACAGGGUUAUUAUUAUCACUGCAAGAGAUGUGGGACAUGGCCUGUUAUCUCAAAAUGACAGAAUGUGCCAUGUCUCUCUUUUAGAAAAAGCGUGCUGUCACUCCUGUGGUUGUCGGCCCCUUCAGACCAGUGGAGGCUGCUGAAGGGAGAACGGCUCAUAAUAAUGGCUGGAACGGAGCCAAUGGAAUGGCAUCAAACCAUGUGUAUUUGAUGCCAUUCUAGCAAUUCCGCUCCAGCCAUUACCACAAGCCCAUCCUCCCCAGCCAUUACCACAAGCCCAUCCUCCCCAGCCAUUACCAAGCCCAUUAUCACACUGUUUGUAACUGAUGUCUGUUUGUUUAGUCUUUUUAGAAUUGUAAUUUUACUAUAACAUCAAAGGAGCCAGUCACUGACCUUUUUUCAGUAUGUUUGCUGCACAAGGUGUUGCUAAGCAAGUUAGAACAGUGUUGCUGUGGUGGAGACUACAGAUCAGCAAAGAUCUGAGUGAUGAACAACAUACCUGGGUUCAAAUAGUAUCGGUUUUCCUUUAACUACUUCAGUUGAUUAAGCUUGCCCGGCACAAUGGAACAAAAGGAAAAGUGCCAACCCGUCCAUCUUUCACGCCUUCAGGCUCAAGCGCUUAAAGUAUUUGAAAGCAAAUACUAUUUGAACCCAGGUCUGAUGAACAAAGAGAUUUGGGUACAUUUUAUUGUAACGUAAUCUGUCAAAUAGAACACCAGUCCGGCAUUGCAUUGUGUUUGAUGAUGAUCUAUGUUUUUCUAGUUGUUUUAAGAAGGUCCAAAACAGUCCUGCAGCUAAACUCGAGUCCCCUGGAAUGUAAUUAUUGUUAGAUAUAUUGAUUAUCAGAGAACAAUGUAUAGUAUGUACAAAUCUGAGACUGGAAACUGGAUGUCAUCACAUGUAAUACUAUAAAUCAGUAUUAUUUUGGAUGAGCUUUAUAUAUUUUGUGAAGCCCACUUGAUGUGGCAAACUGCGACAGUCCACCCAAUAAAACAGCUCUUCUCUCAACAGCAA
Salmo salar (Atlantic salmon) is the source of this 2329-nucleotide messenger RNA. The record is from RefSeq and is a predicted model, not a curated record. NCBI's taxonomy places the organism in Eukaryota, Metazoa, Chordata, Actinopteri, Salmoniformes, Salmonidae.